Molecule: messenger RNA, 2236 nt
Organism: Drosophila pseudoobscura
Lineage: Eukaryota; Metazoa; Arthropoda; Insecta; Diptera; Drosophilidae
Product: zinc finger protein 60
Exons: 1
Coding region: 172-2082 (636 amino acids)
Biological process (GO): regulation of transcription by RNA polymerase II
Cellular component (GO): nucleus
Molecular function (GO): zinc ion binding; DNA-binding transcription activator activity, RNA polymerase II-specific; RNA polymerase II cis-regulatory region sequence-specific DNA binding
Source: RefSeq, a predicted model, not a curated record
AAUUUGUAUAAAAUUUGAAUUUUAUAUCUGGAAUUCCGUAUAUUUCUGUAUAUUCUCUAUAAUUCUCUCUAAUCCUCUCUGGAUUAAGCAAUCCCGUUGAUAAAGAGCUCUUGACAGAGACCAACUGGGUUGCUCAUGACCCAACACUAAUGGCGUUGCGCAGCCGCAAACAUGUCAUGGCCUGGAAAAUUGUUAAUAACGUUUGAAAACUUCACCGCUGGCUUGGCAGCUUUGGCAAAUGAGAAAAAUGCAACGCCCUGUCCCAGCUGCUGUGACUGCAAUUGUAAAUGCUGUCGGGGACUCAUACAAAAGUACGUGGCCUUCAAUGGAGAACCUGUUGCUCCCUCCUCUACUGCUGGCGAUGUCCAGAAAAUGAUGCUCUUCAGCACAGCGGACAUGAUGCUGUUGCUACAGUCGGCCCAGGCGCGCGACAAUUUCUGGACCAAUAAUUUCUACAAGGCCAAUCUUCAUGGAGAUUAUCAGGCGAUUGGUGAUGCCUUUACAUCGAAGCGGAGACAGGUUGAUCUUGGGAAGCUAGUGGGAAUUAUGGACACCAUUACAACUGGCUAUCGACGCGCGGUGGGCCUUCUUGCUGGAACCGAGGCCCAUGCAGCGCUCCGACCAAAGGCAGUAGCCCCAUUCUAUCCAGGUCUGCGUUGCGGCUGCCUAGAUUGUGAGAAAUGGCCCUGGCGAACCCUUAAGCAGGUGGAGGCGCAUCAGCGUGAGCACAAUAUGGGCGACAAUUGGCACUGUCAGAUCUGCUAUCGAAGCUUCUACCUUCAACACAUGAUCUGCUCCCACCUUAGGAGGAGCGUAAGGCGAGGCGGCUUCGGACAGCUAAUGGAGAACGAAACCUACAAACAGCUGCUGGAGGACCAACGUCAACAGGAAGGGCAAUCGAGCCGGGCGCCUCCUAAUAUCCAGGAGAUGACAAUCAGCAUGCCGCAGGGCGUCCAUCUCGAUUUCAUAAAGGAACUAAAAGUGGGCCCUUUGAGACGUAAACGUUGCACUCUUAGCAAAUGUCCGCGAUGUAAACACGAGUAUCACUUUCCUUUCAGCCAUCAGCUUCACAUGCGCCGUCAUCAAGAACAGGGAAAGGAUACGAUGACACCUUGCCCCACCUGUUGGCGGUCUUUCCGUACGCGUCUUUGUCUUCUGAAGCAUCAGAAAAGAGCUCGCAUGGCAUGUCGUCUGAGAUACCGGCCGUUCAGUUGUCGCAGCUGCCGCUGGAGAUUCCAAAUAUGGUCUGCCCUGAGGGCCCAUGUGCACAGGCUGCAUCAGCGAAGGAAACCAUGUCUGAUAUGCCAGAAGCCCACAGUGAGUCGAUGUUGCUGCGCCCACUCUGCCAAAGAGUGCCGUGAGGCCAUCAAGAAGCAUCGAGAGCAGUUGCGCCUGCAGCGUGGACCCCCGAAGGUGAACAGAAAGCAGCCCAAACCGGUGUGCAGCAUCUGCUCGCAAGAGUUUGGCAACAACUUCCUUCUGAAAGUGCACAUGAAUAAAAAGCAUUUACACCGGCGCGAUUUUUCAUGCGAAAUGUGUGGAUUGGCAUUCUACAGUCAGGGCUUGAUGCAAGUCCACCGAAAAGCGGUCCAUCUAAUGACUAAGAAAAUUCACUGCAAGGUCUGUGAUCUCACCAUCAAGGAUAAGAGCAAUUAUAGGCGCCACUGCCAGAGCCAGAGACACCUGGAUAAGUUGGGCCAAGAAGCCAAGGACCGGGGCGAAACCUUAGAGAUAAAGUCUUUCAAAAUCCGGAAACCAAAUGUUCCAGUUCACUGUGCGCCGUGUGGUGUCACACUCAAAAGCGAUAUCAAUCAGCAUCUCCAGACUAUUAAGCAUAAGCGAAAUUAUACAAAAUCAAAAGCAAUUAAAGCGGAAAGAGAAGAUUCCUUGGAACAAUCCAACGAGCGACAGGAUGCUGUUGGCUCGGAGCCGUGUAGAUUCCAGAAACCCGAAAAAGUGAGCUACUGCGACACCUGUAAUCAUACGAUCAUUGGAACUAUGCACAGGCACUUCAAAUCAAAAAAGCAUAGGGAUAAGAUGAUAAGUGUCCAAGAAAAAAGAGCGACCAAGGGGGAUUCUUAAGUCAUAUUUUUAAUCCCCUAUAGUUAUUUUCAAACUUAUAUCGCAGCCGUCAACUCUGGUGUUUUCUAUUGUAAAAUCGAAAAUGGAUGCACAAGAACAACUAUUAUUAAUUCAAGCUGUUAUCCUGUUUAAAUAAAGGGGGUGUAUAUGUGUA